Messenger RNA from Trichosporon asahii var. asahii CBS 2479, 789 nucleotides. RefSeq lists its product as uncharacterized. Bases 1 to 789 code for a protein of 262 amino acids. The transcript has a single exon. NCBI's taxonomy places the organism in Eukaryota, Fungi, Basidiomycota, Tremellomycetes, Trichosporonales, Trichosporonaceae. The record is from RefSeq and is a predicted model, not a curated record.
AUGCGUAUCACUUGCUCUUUCCCGAAGAACGACACCGUCAAAGCGGCUUGUUGCUACAAUGACUCUAUACCAAACCAACUGUCUCAGUUCAACCUUACGCAGGACAUAGCCUCGUUCUGUGUAGUGAACGACGAUCUCGAUUACGUCGUCAACUGUGUGGCCGAGCACGAUAUUAGCAUAGACGAAUGCCAUAUCGAGGGCGUCCAGGCCGCCAGCACGACCGGCGACAAAGAUUCUUCUUGGGCGCCUGCGCCGUCUCGUCCCAAACGUCUGGGACUACUCGUGACCUCUCUCUUGGGUCUCACCCUGCUGAUGGGUGUCUCAGCUGCCGAUUCGAACUUCACAAUCUGCAAAACAUUCACCGCCAGUGAUACAGCCGACUGGGACUUCAACGCUCGCACGGAAGCGAAGUUGCUGAGCUCCUCGUACACCGACUGUCGCGGUUCGCAUCAGACAUGCUCAGUCACGGAUGACGUCCCUGUAUCUUGGAGCGUCGCUUGGUCAAGUCCUCCGGGGGUAGAGGUGCGCGCUGAUGUUCACCCUCUGAUCAACAUGAUCCAGGAGGCAAACGAUACGCAGAAGUAUGGCGAGAACGUCAGCUGGCCGGAAAUCCCGAAUCACAAGGUUUGGAUGUUCCCUCACACUGCUGUAGUCGCUAUGGAGGGAUCUGCGGCCGCGACUCGGGUUCCGGGAACUUUCAGCGACUGUGACAACAAGAAUACGUACCAGGGGUCGGCCCUGGUUCCCCGCGCCGAUGACUUUUGGGCCAAAGCCGUACAGGAUAUAUAG